Molecule: messenger RNA, 1149 nt
Organism: Coniosporium apollinis CBS 100218
Lineage: Eukaryota; Fungi; Ascomycota; Dothideomycetes
Exons: 11
Coding region: 1-1149 (382 amino acids)
Biological process (GO): transmembrane transport
Molecular function (GO): transmembrane transporter activity
Source: RefSeq, a predicted model, not a curated record
AUGGCAACGACUGAUUUAGAGAAAAAACUGCACAAGCCCGAAGAGGACAACUCCGCAUCUAGCCCUUCAAAUGGCUCUGUAAACCAACAGGACGUGGAGCAGGCAGGAACUUCACCCGGGCAAGAUGCGCGCUCCAUUCAUGGUGUCAAAUGGUUCCUGGCGGUGUCCGCUAUGCUCUCCAGUACCUUCUUGUUCUCGCUCGAUAACACAGUUGUGGCCGACAUUCAGCCUGCAGUCAUCAACAGCCUUGGGGAGAUCGAACAGCUCCCUUGGAUGGGUACUGGAUUUGCUCUCGGAGCCGUCUCCAUUCUGCCUUGGGGCAAGGCAUACGGAGUAUUCAGCAUCAAGUGGCUUUAUUGCCUUACCGUAUUGAUCUUCGAGGUUGGCAGUGCGCUUUGUGCAGCUGCACCAACGAUAGAUGCGUUCAUCUUGGGGAGAGUCAUUGCAGGUAUCGGCGGAUCCGGUAUGUACGUUGGAUGCAUCACGUACCUCGCUGUGACGACAACCGUCAGAGAACGGCCCACUUACAUGGGCAUUCUGGGCGUGAUCUGGGGCGUCGGGACCGUGCUAGGUCCAGUCGUCGGUGGCGCCUUUGCAGACAGUUCUGCCACAUGGAGAUGGUCUCUGUACAUCAACCUGCCCAUCGGUGUACUGUUCGCCCCAGCCUACCUGUGGAUCCUGCCAAACAUCAACUUUCAAAAGGACACACCGUUGAAAGACAAGCUGAAGCAGGUUGACUGGUUUGGCAUCAGCUGGUUCUACGCCUUUAUGACCUGCUCCAUCAUGGCGAUCAACUUUGGAGGCAGCUACUACGUCUGGGACUCCCCGAAUGAGAUCGCUCUUUGGAUCCUCGCUGGUGUAUUCUUCAUUGCUUUCGUUCUCUCCCAGCACUUCCACCCCUUCAUUCCGCGCGCGCAAAGGCUCUAUCCAAUGCACUCUACACGGCGACCACUGCUUGUCAACAUCCAAAUGCAGCUGUUUUUCCUGUCUGGAAUCCUCUUGGGCUCGGCAUACUUCAUUCCUCUGCUGUUCCAGUUCGCAUUUGGCGAUACGGCACUUGAGGCCGCUGUCCGCCUACUGCCAUACAUCGCCAUGACCGUCCUCUUUUCGCUCUUGAACGGAACACUCAUGACCAAAUUCGGCUACUAA